Molecule: messenger RNA, 2774 nt
Organism: Hipposideros armiger (great roundleaf bat)
Lineage: Eukaryota; Metazoa; Chordata; Mammalia; Chiroptera; Hipposideridae
Gene: ATG16L1
Product: autophagy related 16 like 1
Exons: 19
Coding region: 184-2058 (624 amino acids)
Biological process (GO): autophagosome assembly
Cellular component (GO): autophagosome membrane; phagophore assembly site membrane; Atg12-Atg5-Atg16 complex
Molecular function (GO): protein-membrane adaptor activity; protein binding
Source: RefSeq, a predicted model, not a curated record
GUCAAAGCCGUUUCCGGCGGGAGCCGGAAGACCGUUCCGGAUGGCGUCGGGGGCGGCCUGCGCGUGGAGGUGAGCAGCGGGGCCGCCGGCCUUCCAGCGCCUGCUGGUCGCCUCAUGUUGAGGGCCGCUGCCGCCGGCCCCCGCUCGGAUCGGCGAGACUGAGGUGCCCGGGCAGCGCGCAACAUGUCUUCGGGUCUCCGCGCCGCCGACUUCCCCCGCUGGAAGCGCCACAUCUCGGAGGAGCUGAGGCGCCGGGACCGGCUGCAGAGGCAGGCGUUCGAAGAGAUCAUCCUGCAGUAUAACAAGUUGCUGGAAAAGUCAGAUCUUCAUUCAGUGCUGGCCCAGAAGCUACAAGCUGAAAAGCCGGACAUACCAAACAGGCACGAGAUAAGUCCUGGACAUGAUGGUGCGUGGAAUGAGAGUCAGCUACAAGAAAUGGCUCAGCUAAGGAUGAAACACCAGGAAGAACUGACUGAAUUGCACAAGAAACGUGGAGAGUUAGCUCAGUUGGUGAUUGACCUGAAUAACCAAAUGCAGCAGAAGGACAGGGAGAUGCAGAUGAAUGAAGCAAAAAUUGCAGAAUGCUUGCAGACUAUCUCUGACCUGGAGACGGAGUGCCAAGAGCUACGCAGUAAGCUACAGGACCUUGAAAGAGCCAACCAGACCCUGAAGGAUGAAUAUGAUGCCCUGCAGAUCACGUUCACUGCCUUGGAGGAGAAACUGAGGAAAACUUCGGAGGAGAACCAGGAGCUGGUCACCAGGUGGAUGGCCGAGAAAGCCCAGGAAGCCAAUCGCCUCAACGCAGAGAAUGAAAAGGAUUCAAGGAGGCGGCAGGCCCGGCUGCAAAAGGAGCUUGCAGAAGCAGCAAAGGAACCUCUACCCGUUGAACAGGAUGAUGACAUUGAAGUCAUUGUGGAUGAAACCUCUGAUCACACCGAGGAGACCUCCCCGAUGCGAGCCACCAGCAGAGCGGCCACUAAGCGACUCUCGCAGCCUGCUGGAGGCCUUCUGGAUUCUAUCACUAAUAUCUUUGGUCUGUCCGAGUCUCCCCUUUUGGGACAUCACUCUUCUUCUGAUGCUGCCAGGAGGCGCUCUGUCUCUUCCUUCCCAGUCCCCCAGGACAAUGUGGAUACUCACCCUGGUUCUAGUAAAGAAGUGAGGGUGCCAACAACUGCAUUGUGUGUCUUCGAUGCCCACGACGGGGAGGUCAACGCCGUGCAGUUCAGUCCAGGUUCCCGGCUCCUGGCCACCGGGGGCAUGGAUCGGAGGGUGAAGCUUUGGGAAGUGUUUGGAGACAAAUGUGAGUUCAAGGGUUCCCUCUCCGGCAGUAAUGCAGGAAUUACAAGCAUUGAAUUUGACAGUGCUGGAUCUUACCUCUUAGCAGCUUCAAAUGAUUUUGCAAGCCGAAUCUGGACGGUGGAUGAUUAUCGGUUACGGCACACACUCACGGGACACAGUGGCAAAGUGCUGUCUGCCAAGUUCCUGCUGGACAACGCGCGUAUCGUCUCUGGAAGUCACGACCGAACCCUCAAACUCUGGGAUCUGCGCAGCAAAGUCUGCAUAAAGACAGUGUUUGCGGGGUCCAGCUGUAAUGAUAUUGUCUGCACAGAGCAGUGUGUAAUGAGUGGACAUUUUGACAAGAAAAUUCGUUUCUGGGACAUCCGGUCAGAGACUAUCAUCCGAGAGAUGGAGCUGCUGGGAAGGAUUACUGCCCUGGACUUAAACCCAGAAAGAACUGAACUCCUAAGCUGCUCCCGUGAUGACCUGCUAAAAAUUAUUGAUCUCCGAAAGAAUGCUGUCAGACAGACGUUUAGCGCGCCUGGGUUCAAGUGCGGCUCCGACUGGACGAGAGUCGUGUUCAGCCCUGACGGCAGUUACGUGGCAGCAGGCUCGGCCGAGGGCUCUCUCUAUGUCUGGAGUGUGCUCUCGGGGAAAGUGGAGAAGGUCCUUUCAAAGCAGCACAGCUCGUCUAUCAAUGCGGUGGCGUGGUCCCCCUCCGGAUCCCACGUGGUCAGCGUGGACAAAGGAAGCAAAGCUGUGCUGUGGUCAGAGUAUUGAUGGCACCUCCUCGGGAGAGCAGACCCGAAGCUGGAGAAGCACACGGCCCGCAGCUCUGGCGGCAGGAGGUGCGUUCACCGCAGCUUUGACCUCCAGAGGACAGCACGAGCCCCGUCACAGCGGCCUUCCUUUGAACGGGAUUUCUGAGGCUGUGGGCCGAGGUCCCUCGUGACCUGGUAACACUGAACAAGACCUGACACUGCGGUCCCUUCGCCGAGGCUCAGCUUCGUGCCUCCGUGCGGCUGGGAAACACUACUGGCUCUGGUCUUCCAUACCUCAGGGGGGAGCACAGGCACCGCAGGUCUCCUCGCUGGACGGCUGUGCCAAAAACACCCCCACCUGGGGGGCGGGGUCCCCCUGUGCUUCUCCCGUCCUUCCAAAGUCAGUUCUGGCCUAAUGCAUGUCCUGUCACCGCGGGGUCAUUCUCCCGGUGAACUUGCUUUAAUCAUUGGAGUCACAGAAACCCAAACAGGAUUACCCCUGUCCUCAGUUGGCCCAUGGAGACCACCCUGGUUUCCAAGGAGACACGGGGCUGUGGUCCUCCCUGCUGCUUUGUGUCAUUACGAGGCUCUUACUUGGAUCUCAUCUGAUUAUGGUUGGAAUUUUCUUAGAUCUCCUAAACUGUUCUUGGAAAGCAACUAUUCUUCAAAGCUUCUGAUUCACGUAUCUAUUUCUUGGUUGAGAAAUAAAUCAAUUUGGUUAAAAAAUAUUUUUUU